UGUUGUAAAAAUGUGGUUUUGAAAAUAUUGUAUACAAAUGAUUUUAAUAAUAUUUAAUUAAAAACCUGAGUAGAAUAUUAUAGUAAAUAUAUUAAAAUUAUAUGGAAUAGGUAAAAAGUAUUACAAAAGCUGUCCUCACGUUUAAAAUGAAAAAGUAAUAAGUAUACUACACUUUAUGUCUUUAUGUAUAUAAAUCCCUGGUCUGUAGACUUGAUCGAUAUAGGUACACGGACAUCUCCCAAUCAAAUACACCCAUUUGGCCAUUUAAUUUUAAUGUAUACUGUAAUGUAGGUAUCUAAUAAAAUGAUACUAAUUAUAAUUUAUGUAUUGUAUUAAAUACAUAAUUUUCCAUUAUUUGAAUUGAAUUUGUGGUAAGUAUUAUUUUAGGUAUUUUAUAUAAAUUCAUGUGUUCAUGACUUAUGAAAUUAUGAUAAUAAAACUGUUAAAUAUUAUUUUAUACGUCGGUGAACUGUGCACAUUACUACGUAACUAUAACUUGGAUAUUUUCAAUUUUGUAUAAUAAAAUUAUAUAAAUAACAAGACUAGUCGUGCUUAAUGCUUAUCUCAGUAUUAUCGAUAGUACACGACACGCGUAUGCCGUCUCUAUGGACAGUUUGUAUUUACCCAGCUUGCCGUCAAAAAAUAUAUUUUUAGAUUUCUCAAAAUUCUAUGAUAUUAUUGUUUUUGAACGCGGAUUAUUGUGACGCGGAGUGGCGGAGUGGCGGAGUGUUGAUACCAGUUCGCGGCAGUGCCUAAAGAUUAAACAUUUAACGAUUUAACGUUUUAACUAUUUAUCCGCACGCCAUUACGACGAUACGUGUCUUCUUUCACACUACAGUUUACACUACAGUAACAGUGUGAACUAUUAUUACCAAAACCAAAUAUUGGAUUUUAUGCUGUUUGUGAUGGAUGAUCAAAUAGGAUGGAUUAUUGUUGAGUUUGUUGAUGAUGAAAGUGUUGAAGUGGUACCAAACUGUUGGUUAAAAAAUAAUUCUUGCGCUUGGCCUAAAGCUUCUAAACAAGCGAAAAAAUAUGUCCAAAAAAGAAUUAAGCCAAAUAUGAAUGAUUUUAUAUUUUACAAAUCCAGACAAAUUGGACAUAAAGUUUAUAGUUCAUAUAAUGAAGCAAAAAUAAAAUUGCCAUUGGCAAUGCAUAAAUCAGACUUAUCAAGUGCUGAUGACAUUAUUGAUGGUAUGACAAAAAGAAAAAGGAAAUUUCCUUAUUAUAGAGGUCAAAGUUUGUCUCCUGCCACAACUAUAAAAUCAAAAAAACUUGAAAAAGUUAAUAAUUCAAAACAAAUAAAAAUGUCUUCUAAUAGCUGUCCCCCUCGUUAUCACGAUGUUUCUCAGUCAGUUAAUUUAAACGAGGAAACAAAUAUUUUUGAACCUUCUGAUGAUUCAAAUGAUGUGUCUUAUGACUCGGACAAAGAUCCUCUUUGGAAAAUCGAUAAAAGCCAAAGCAAAUCUGUUAUUGAUGGUAUUAAUUGUAUAACACCUGAAAAACAUGCCUCUUCAUUAGUUAAUAAACCCAUUGAUGAUAUAGAACAUAUAAUUUCAUCUCCUGUUGGGACUUGGACGGUUGAAAAAAAUGAGGAUACACAAUUAUUAUAUAAAACAAGUUCUGAUCGAAAUAGUAUCAAAGUUAAAAAAAUAUUAUUUUGUGAUCAAAAUAUUGAAAACACAGGAUCAUCUGGUAUUACAGCUAAUAUUUUAAAACUGCCACAAGAUACUACAAUUUUACAAAACCAGCCAAAUAUAUCUAAUGAUUUUCAACGGUUUAUUACUAACACUUUGGUAAAUAUGAAAUAUGACAUUGGCAGCAUUUUAAGUAUUGUACAAUCAAACAGUAUUAAUAUUAAUACAUUGAUGGCUAAUAAAAAUACAUCAGCCAAAAAUAUCACAAAUCUUGACAACAUAUUUCCUAUUAAAAAUCAUGAUGAAUUAGAGUCAUUGGAAAUAAAAAUUAAGACUGAUGAAAACUUUAAAAAUACAUUGGUUACUCAAUUAUCAGUGUUAAUAGAUGUUAAUGAUCUUGGAAAUAGUGUUCGAAGAAUUGUUUCAAGAAUGUUAAGUGAUGUUUUGCUAUCUAAUUAUUCGUUACAUGGAUUUAAGUCUAAGCUAUGUUUUUCAGGCUUAAAUACCUAUCGUGUUAUUAUAGAUGCUAUACGAGUUAACGUCAAGUACAGUGUUGUUCCUGAAAAAGAAAUAGAUAACUCAUUAGGAAUUUGGCUAUCCCAUGCUCCAUUCCGCAUUAAAAAAGUAUCCCAAAAACAAGAAAAACUCUCAAGAAGCCUUUUAUGAAGUUAAUAUAUUUAAAAGAUUAUGUUAUCAUUAUUAUUAUAUUAUUUACAUUUUUUUAAAUUCUUAGAUUUGUAUCUUACAAGUUUGCAGUUUUUAUUAUUUAAUAUUUGCUAUUUUAAUGAAGUUAAUAUUGGGUAUAUAUUAUACUACUCACCAGUUAUUAUUUUUAUUUUUGUGUUAGAUCAUAAUAUUAUAUAAAUAUAAAUUAAAAUAUUGAUAUUCCAAUAUUAUAUUAAAUUUAUAUAUUAAUCAUGU
This is a messenger RNA of Rhopalosiphum padi (bird cherry-oat aphid), 2555 nucleotides long. RefSeq lists its product as uncharacterized. Bases 894 to 2300 code for a protein of 468 amino acids. The transcript has 9 exons. Lineage: Eukaryota; Metazoa; Arthropoda; Insecta; Hemiptera; Aphididae. The record is from RefSeq and is a predicted model, not a curated record.